AAGGCGCACGCGACUUUUUGAGCCUCUUCGGCCGCCGUCGGCGCGUCGAAGUAAACAUGGAAGCGUCCCGGACGGAGUACUGCACUGUGCGGGACCAGAGGGACCAGCCUGAGCUCCUUUGCUACUCGCGAGCAGAACACGGACUGUCCAACAUCUGUUUGACAGAUGCAGCCGACGUGUGGAGCACGGAGCACACGGAGGACACGCUCAACCAGUUUAGACAGAGGUUCGCCGUGGCGUCUACGGAGGACUUCAUCGUGAAGCUGAGGGCGGCCUGUGGACGAGGACAGGCGUCCGUCGUGGCGCACGGCCCCAGUGCGGUGGUCCGGGUGCGCUCCGGGUCGGGUGAGCAGAGCGUGGCGCUGUGCAGGCUGGACGGCCCGCGGGCCGCGCAGGAGCUGAAGGAGCAGCUGUUCAGCAUGGCCGCCCGCCUCACUCGGCCUGACCGUAAACGCUCCGCUCACACUCUGCAUCACUCGCCACCCUGCUAUGGAUCCCCCUCUGCCAGUCCAGUCAAAGGUCACCGAGCGCCGCCUGCAGAGUUUAAACCGCAGCAGCAGCAGCAGAACUGGACUCCAUCAAAGGCGAUGAAGAAACGACUUCCGGGUGCUUCGCUCAUCAACCCCGGAGCUAAAAGGUCCAACGUGUCCAGAACAAAUGUUCCAUAUCACAUCACAAAAGCUCCUGCUUUAGUUGUCCAUGUCCUCGACAUCUCUGAAGGAAGCUGCAGGCGACGGGCGUCGCCUUUGACGAAGAGGAUGAAGAGGACGAAGAGGAUGAAGACUGAUCCUCCGGACGACGUUCAAACGUGAUGUUCUUUUAACCCGCAAACGAAUAUUAUGACAUUUUUAUUCAUUCAUCCAUUCGUGUGUCUACUCUUAACGCAAAGCAUAUCAAUAGAAACUGGGCAAUGAUAGUUAAUGUUAUUUAAAUCUGUCAAUAAAUGAACUGCUGAGUUUUAUAUCGGGUUGAAUUUAAUGAAAUCUGAGAAAUAAAGCUGUGAAAAUGUAAA
Gasterosteus aculeatus aculeatus (three-spined stickleback) is the source of this 1012-nucleotide messenger RNA. It is a transcript of the gene paxx, whose product is annotated as PAXX non-homologous end joining factor. Lineage: Eukaryota; Metazoa; Chordata; Actinopteri; Perciformes; Gasterosteidae. Gene Ontology annotation, molecular function: molecular adaptor activity. The record is from RefSeq and is a predicted model, not a curated record. Gene Ontology annotation, biological process: double-strand break repair via nonhomologous end joining. Gene Ontology annotation, cellular component: nonhomologous end joining complex; site of double-strand break; nucleus.